GCUGGAGUUCGUGCAGAUCAUCAUCAUCGUGGUGGUGAUGAUGGUGAUGGUGGUGGUCAUCACGUGCCUGCUGAGCCACUACAAGCUGUCCGCGCGCUCCCUCAUCAGCCGGCAAAGCCAGGGCCGCCGGAGGGAAGAAGCCCUCUCCUCUGAAGGCUGCCUGUGGCCCUCGGAGAGCACCAUGUCGGCCAGUGGGAUCCCAGAGCCACAGAUCUAUGCCCCACCGCGGCCCGCCGACCGCCUGACCGUGCCCCCCUUCACCCAGCGGGACCGCUUUCACCGCUUCCAGCCCACCUACCCAUACCUGCAGCAUGAGAUCGACCUGCCACCCACCAUCUCACUGUCAGACGGCGAGGAGCCCCCGCCCUACCAGGGCCCCUGCACCCUCCAGCUGCGGGACCCCGAGCAGCAGCUGGAGCUGAACCGCGAGUCGGUGCGUGCGCCCCCGAACAGAACCAUCUUUGACAGCGACCUGAUGGACAGCAGCCUGCUGGGUGGCCCCUGCCCCCCCAGCAGUAACUCGGGCAUCAGCGCCACGUGCUACGGCAGCGGUGGGCGCAUGGAGGGGCCGCCCCCCACCUACAGUGAGGUCAUCGGGCACUACCCCGGGUCUGCAUCCUUCCAGCACCAUCAGGGCAACGGGCCACCCUCCCUGCUGGAGGGCAGCCGGCUCCAUCCCGCACACAUCUCGCAUCUGGAGAGCACAGCGGUCUGGAGCAAGGAGAAGGAGAAACAGAAAGGACACCCUCUCUAGGAAUCCGGGGGGCCGGGGCUGGGGCAGCCGUAGGUGAAAAGGCACAACACUCCGCACUUCUUAGAAGAAAAGAGAGCAAGGAGGACAGGAUGACACAGAAAACACAUGUACCCAUCCUUCCCCCACCUCUCUGUGUAUAAAUAUUGACAUGUUCUGUUUGGUCUGAAUGCACAAGCUAGAAAGCUUGCAAAAAAAACAAAAAACAAAACAAAAAAAAACCAUGUUUCUUUGUUGAGCUGUGUCUUGA
Trichechus manatus latirostris (Florida manatee) is the source of this 1001-nucleotide messenger RNA. It is a transcript of the gene PMEPA1, whose product is annotated as prostate transmembrane protein, androgen induced 1. The record is from RefSeq and is a predicted model, not a curated record. Gene Ontology annotation, cellular component: early endosome membrane; Golgi membrane. Gene Ontology annotation, molecular function: R-SMAD binding. Gene Ontology annotation, biological process: negative regulation of transforming growth factor beta receptor signaling pathway. The transcript has 3 exons. The coding region runs from base 38 to 754 and encodes 238 amino acids. Lineage: Eukaryota; Metazoa; Chordata; Mammalia; Sirenia; Trichechidae.